Panicum virgatum (switchgrass) is the source of this 734-nucleotide messenger RNA. RefSeq names its product glycine-rich cell wall structural protein-like. The transcript has a single exon. Lineage: Eukaryota; Viridiplantae; Streptophyta; Magnoliopsida; Poales; Poaceae. The coding region runs from base 79 to 438 and encodes 119 amino acids. The record is from RefSeq and is a predicted model, not a curated record.
CCCCGCCACUGUCCUCACCUCAGACAGGCAGACACCUCGAAGUCGAAGAGCUAGCUGGCUAGCUAGUCGCCACCAGCAAUGGCAGCCAAGUGGUGGCUCACCGCCUCCCUGCUGCUCUGCCUCGCCGCGGCCACGGCGGCGGCGAGAGGAGCGCCCCGCGGCGACUGCGACGACGCCGCCACCUUCGCGUCCGCCGUCGCCGGGGACGACGGAGACGACAGCGCCACCGCCAACGCCGUGGAGGAAGCCAAGACCGCCGGCGUGUUCGGCGGCCGGACCGGCGGCGGCGGCCUCUUCGGCGGCGUCCACGGGCCCCUGGGCGGGGGCGUCGCGGGGUUCGGCCCGUUCGGCGGGGCCGUCGCCGGCGCCGGCCCGUUCGGCGGGUUCGGUGGAGGCGGCGGCCUCGGCGGCGGUGGCGGCGGCGGCGGCGUGCCGUAAGGUGCUCGCGCGCGCGCAUGGCUAGAGCUGCAACGUCGUGUGCCUACGUGGCUACGUGACGUGUGUGCGUGUAAUAAUAAGGUGCCCGUACGCGUGUGCCGCAGCUCGUAAUCUGGUCUCGUAUGUCUACGUCAUGUACGUAUAUAUACACGCGUAUACGUGCGUCUCGGUAACCGUGUAUGUGUGUACUAGUAGAGUGUGCUGAUCGAUCGGUCGAGUUCGUGCAAUGAUCAAGAAGAAUUCAAGAUGCGUUGGGCUUGUUUUCUAUUCCGAGGAUUUGCUCAGCUUCGUGCUAA